Molecule: messenger RNA, 2382 nt
Organism: Larimichthys crocea (large yellow croaker)
Lineage: Eukaryota; Metazoa; Chordata; Actinopteri; Sciaenidae
Gene: prdm14
Product: PR domain containing 14
Exons: 9
Coding region: 232-2028 (598 amino acids)
Biological process (GO): regulation of transcription by RNA polymerase II
Cellular component (GO): nucleus
Molecular function (GO): RNA polymerase II transcription regulatory region sequence-specific DNA binding; protein binding
Source: RefSeq, a predicted model, not a curated record
AUGACCACAGACCAACAUAAAGACGGAGAGAGCAACAACGAGUUUAGACCUGCUGGGCUUAAAACCUGCACAAUUUGGAGAUUUGUCGGCUGUGUGAUUGAUUUCAGACACGGGAGGUUGUUAAAAGUGAAGCCUGUGGACAUGACAGAGACAACUCCACUGUGAAACAUCCUGAAUUCAUCUAACAAGGAUCCUUCUCCAUUUGAACCUUUGCUUCACCUCCGCGCUGUCAUGUCGGUGUCCCUGUCCAGCAUCCCUGUAGUGCUGAAGGACAAGAGCUACCAAGGCGGCAUGCUGAAGGGUAGUCCCGCUCGGGGUUUCUACCCUGCCCCUCUACCAGGUCCCCACCACUACAUGGACUUCUUCCCGCGGACUCACAACCUCCUCCACCCGCUCAAGUCUCUCGGUCGUCUUGUGUCGGACACUCAGGCGUCCUUGCCGCUCAGCUUGCACGGCGGAGCCACUCCGUUCCUCGGUCAGGGCGGCCACCACGCUUCGGUCCUGCAUGAACACAUGUUGAGCGCCUCCGGCUUCCCUUACUUGAGCCAGAUGUUGCCCGGACACCAGCUCUACUCCAAACCAGAGGAGCUUGCAGCUGUGGUGACCGAGCACGCCGCAGGACCGCUGUCUUCAGACUUCAGCAGCCCGUCUAGUGAAAGGUCUUCAUCUGCAUCUUCCUCCACCACCUCACCGCCUAAGGGGAGUUUGUUUCGGCUCCGGAGCGCAGACCUGUCGCCAGAAAAAACGCGCACGUCUUAUAAUUUUAGUGAGGAUGACUUGUUCAUGGUGCUCUACGGGUACUCCAGCAGCCAGGACCGAAGCGUGGGUCACGCUAUAUCAGGACUGACCCUGCCCGAAAAGCCAGUUUCUGACUCUCACAUUCUCCCACUGGACAAAGAAACUCUUGAACUUCCAGAGGGGUUAACCAUCCUCCAGGCAACUUGGGGAAAUGUCCCACACCGUGGAGUUUUCACAGACAAAAGCAGCAUCCCCAAAGGGACGCGCUUUGGACCUUUCCAAGGGAAACUUGUCAACACCAGCGAGAUUAAAACAUACGACGACAACACUCUGAUGUGGGAGGUGUUUGAAAACGGCCGCUUGAGUCAUUUUGUGGAUGGCAGGGGAGGCUCAGGGAACUGGAUGUCUUUAGUGAAGUGUGCCCGUUUCCCAGACGAGCAGAAUCUGAUUGCUGUACAGGUCCAGGGUCAGAUCUUUUACGAGACCUGCAAGGAGAUCCGUCCAGGACAGGAGCUGCUGGUGUGGUAUGGUGACUGCUACAUGCAGUUCCUCGGCAUCCCCCUCACCCUGAAAGACCCCAGAGAGGACAACAACGUGAUUCCUCCCGCUGAAGAUUCCGGUGAGGGCUUCAAGUGUGACAGAUGCGGGAAGGUGUUUGCGUACAAGUACUACAGAGACAAACAUCUCAAGUACACACGCUGCGUGGACCAGGGCGACAGAAAGUUCCCGUGUCACCUCUGCAACAGAUCCUUCGAGAAGAGAGACAGAUUAAGGAUCCACAUCUUACACGUUCACGAAAAACACAGGCCUCACAAGUGCUCGGUGUGUGGAAAGAGUUUCUCUCAGUCGUCCAGUCUCAACAAACACAUGCGUGUGCACUCUGGAGAGCGGCCAUACAAGUGUGUGUACUGCAAUAAGGCCUUCACUGCCUCCAGUAUUCUGCGAACACACAUCCGACAGCACUCCGGAGAGAGGCCCUUCAAGUGCAAGCACUGCGGGAAGGCUUUCGCCUCCCACGCUGCCCACGACAGCCACGUCCGGAGGACUCACGCCAAGGACAAGCCUCAUCCCUGCGACCUGUGCGGAGCUUCUUUUCAGGACGAGCAGGAACUUCAGUACCACAUGAAAAGUCACAAAAAAAUCUUGGACAGCUCAGUUCUCCCGUCUCCUCCGGGGAAUGGAUUACAGAAGGACUCCUUGUUUCCAGUGAAGGACAAUCCAAAAACCGGACAAAACCUUCCUUACACCGGGUUGACAGUUUUAAAUCCAGAAUAUCGGCCCUGGAAUUAAUCAAACAUGAGCUAAAAAUGUACUCAAUCCUGACAAAGAACGAUUCUAAUCAUGCGGGCCUGAUAUUUUACAGGAUUUUAGACGAUAUAUAUAUAAAAGACUAAAUCCAUACGGGAACAUUGUGAUAAUGCCAUGAGGGAUAAAUAAGUAAGGCCUAUAAGGUAGGAUCUCGUGGUUUUUCUUUAUGUAAAUGCUGCUUAAGAAAAAAAAUAUGUUGUUCUAUAAUAGGCCUAUUUAAAUAGGCUCGUCAUUAUUUAAAUUGUUGGCAAAAAUGUGUCUAAAUCUAUUUAUAAUAUGUUAAAAUAUGUUGUCUGUUGUUUUGUGGCUUAAAGCAUUCUGCAAUGGUUUUGUGAA